Entelurus aequoreus (snake pipefish) is the source of this 1992-nucleotide messenger RNA. Its product is annotated as neurexin-1a-like. The record is from RefSeq and is a predicted model, not a curated record. Bases 791 to 1627 code for a protein of 278 amino acids. The transcript has 6 exons. Lineage: Eukaryota; Metazoa; Chordata; Actinopteri; Syngnathiformes; Syngnathidae.
UCUCUCUCUCUCACGCGCUCGCGCACUUUGCAGUCACGUGACGAGCCUUCGCGCGCAGUCUCGAGGAGAGCAUAUAUCUUACUGCACCUUCCACACACCACCCCCCUCCUCUACCUCCUCCCGGGAGAGAACACCUUGGAGGUGAGCCUGGACCUUUUCAUUUCCUCGGAGCGGGUUCCUCCCGAGAGCUACCUUACCCGCCACCAGGCUCCCUUUCGUCGGCUUUUCCACUCACCUCCGCCGGCAUAGGAAGGAAGGAAGGAAGGAGGGAGGCGGAGGGAUCGAUGAGUCGCGAGCCGCCGCGGCACCAAAAGGAUGCUGGUGAGGUGGCUGGAGAGUGAUGACCAGGCACACACACAUGCACACACACACACACGUACAUGUACACACCAUUCUUCAAAUCUUGCCCCCUGCUAAGUAAGACGGGGAGGGGAGAGAAUCCUGCAAUGACGAUGUCAUUUCUCUCCGUUAGCGGUGUGUGAGCCGUACAAAACGCACGCGCUCGAGCUCCGUGGGGAGUUUUCCUGCGUGGGGUGGGGGGGAGCGGGCCCCUAUCUGGGCCACCAAGAUGGAGUUCACGUCCGUUUGGGCGCACGUGUAAGAUGGCGAAUGAAGGACUGAGCGGAGGAUGAAAGAAGGAUCCCAAGCGUCACCUCGUUAGGAACGCAGGGCGCACCUGAGACACGUCCCUACAAAGUGCCGUCACCAUGAGCGCUGUAGAGCACGCUCCCCAGCUCUAGCCUCCCCCCCCCUUCUUUCCGCCAGUGUGUGUGAGUGCAAGCGUGCGCGCAUGAGUGUGAUGGCGAUGUGCGUCUGGGCGGCGGCCCCUCUGCUCUUCCUGGGCCUGUGCCUGUGCAGCGUGGGGGGCCAGGCCCAAGGCGAGGUGCUGGAGUUCGGCGCCGUGUCCAACCAGUGGGGCCGCUUCCCGGUGUGGAACGCCUGCUGCGAGAGCGUGCUGAGCUUCAGCCUGCGGACGCACAGCCAGGAGGGCCUGCUGGUCUACCUGGACGACGAGGGCUUCUGCGACUUCCUGGAGCUGCUGCUCCUGCGCGGCCACCUGCGCCUGCGCUUCUCCAUCUUCUGCGCCGAGCCCGCCGAGCUGCAGUCGGGCGUGGCGGUGAGCGACGGGCGCUGGCACGCCGUGCGCGUCACGCGGGACUGGAAGAACACCUCGCUGGAGGUGGACGGGCGGCUGGAGGGCUGGGCGGAGGUGAAGAGCAAGAGGAGAGACAUGACGGUGUUCAGCCACACCUACGUGGGCGGAGUGACGUCGGAGCUCCACUCGUCGCCCCUGCGCCUCACCUCGCCGUCGGUGCGGGAGCACCCCGCCUUCCGUGGCUGGAUCACGGCGGUGAGCAUCAACGGCUCGUUGGUGGCGCUGGACAGCUCCGAGGGCGUCACGGUAACGGCCGGCUGCGGCCCGGACCACCAGUGCCAAAACGGCGGCGUGUGCAGCUUGGUCAACGACCUGGCCGUCUGCGACUGCUCCGACACCGGUUACCAAGGCAACGACUGCAGUGAAGGUCUGGCACACCUGAUGAUUGGCGACCAAGCCACACACACACUCACUCCCCCCCACCCCCUCAUUUUCAUCACCACGUGGCGCAGGAGGAAGUUGUCUCUCUAGGCAGUGAACCAAGUAGGAAAGCUCAGAGGUAAGCUGCUAGUGCAUGCGUGUGUGAGUGUGAAGCUGCUCAUUCACAUGCCAGCAUGCGUGUGAAUGAUUGGGAGCUCCAACCAAGGGUGCGAUAAACUCAAAUCUGAAGGUAGGUUGGCCCUGCAUGACGCUGAUGAAUACACUGAUUGGCCCACAUGACAAACGGGUCCCACUGCGACUCGGCUGGCGCGUCGCUCUUUGAUUGGACGAGAGAACACGAUGACGGCCUGUCUCCCAUUGUGUCAGGGUCGGCAUGCGUCCAAUGAAACGCGCUAUUAAGCGAAACAUGUCGUCGAAAAAGCGGGCGUAAGGAAAUAUCUUGAAUGCAGCACAAA